This is a messenger RNA of Hydra vulgaris (swiftwater hydra), 554 nucleotides long. The record is from RefSeq and is a predicted model, not a curated record. Lineage: Eukaryota; Metazoa; Cnidaria; Hydrozoa; Anthoathecata; Hydridae.
CUUGAAUUAUGCAAUUCUAUUCCAAAUCUGGUUUAUAAUUAAGGAUUAUCUGGAACAGAUGUUCAUCAAACCGCAGUUGAAAUAAGUACCAAGUAUAAGAAACUGUUUGAUAAAUUUUCUCAAUGCUACUAUAUUUUUUCUUCAAAAAUUAUUAUGACAACAGAAAAAUUGACUCUGCUAAAAAAAAAUAUUGAAGACUUAAUGCAAUAUUUUCGCGCAACUUUCCCUAAGGCUUCAGUUACACCUAAGCUUCAUAUGUUGGAAAAUCAUGCUGUCUCAUUUUUGAAAAAAUGUGGUGCUGGCUUUGGGUCUUAUGGUGAGAAGGGUGGAGAAUCAGUUCAUAUGGAGUUUAAUAAACUAAAAACAAUUUAUCAAUCAAUUCCAUCCCCAACAAUGCAACUUAAAAGUAUUUUAAAGUGUCACCAUCAAAAGACAAAUCCCAAGAACAUGCUACUUAAGCCAUGUAUAAAUAAAAGGAAAAGAAAGUAACAAAUGGCUUAUAACAUGAAGUAAAACGAAGAACUAUAAUGAGGAACUGUAUAAUGCAUACUAUU